UUCUAAAAUCAUUAACUAAUGCAAAAUCCAAAGAUGUUUAUGUCAAAAUAAGGACACGUGGCAUUCCAUUUUCCACAAGCACUUUUUUUUUAACCAAAAAUAAAAAAAAAAACAGAACCAGAGAGAAAGAACUAACCAAUAAUGGAGCUGUGUUCGAUUCGAUUGGGAGUAGAGACUUUGCAUCAUCUUCUUCAACCAAACUCAAACUCAAAGCCAAACCCAAAACCCAUCUUCAUUACAACUUGCCACGUCCACCAAACUCGCCACCUCAGCAUUUCAGCCACCAGCGCCGGCGCCGGCGCCGGCACAGCAUUAGAGAAAGCCGGAGACGGAGGCAAGAGAGUGGUGGAGCUAGUCGGAGCUUUUAACCAACUGACACACAGAAUGGGUUCAACAACUUCAUCUUCAAUUCUGUUCAAAGCCCUUAAACUGUCAAUCCCUCUUCUCCACGCGCUUCCACUCGCCCCAGACGGCCGUUCACCUCUCUCCAAGGCUUUAUCGGUAGCUUUACUCCUGGCCGAUCUUCACAUGGACGCAGAAGUAAUCUCCGCCUCAAUCCUCCGGCAUUUGGUUCAGUCCGGUACUAUUUCGAUUACCCAUGUUAGGAAUCGGAUUGGUACUGGCACAGCUCAUCUUCUCCACGAGAGUCUCAGAGUGAAUAAUCUUCCUUCGACUUUCAAAGACAUUGAUGCUUUAGACGAAGGAGACGCUUCGGCAAUUAGAAAAUUUUGCCUAACUUAUUACGACAUUAGAGCUCUGAUUCUUGAGCUCGCUCUCAAGCUUGAUACAAUGAGAAAUCUCGAUUACCUUCCUCGUUAUCACCAGCAAUUGAUUUCUCUCCAGGUAAUGAAGAUUCACGCCCCAUUGGCUCACGCCGUAGGGACCCAUCUCGUUUCUCUCGAGCUUGAGGAUCUUUGCUUUCGGUAUCUUUUCCCUUAUUCCUAUUUGUAUGUGGAUACUUGGUUGAGAACCCAUAAUGAGGCUCAUGAGAUGGGAAAGUCUCAAUCUUUGAUUGAUGUAUUUAAGGACCAGUUGUUGGUGGCUUUGAAAGCUGAUUCUUUGUUGGCUGGAAUGGUUACUGAUAUUACCGUUAAGGGUAGGUACAAAAGUAGGUAUAGUACUAUGAAGAAGCUCUUGAAUGAUGGGAGAAAGCCAGAGGAGGUGAAUGAUGUUCUUGGGUUGAGAGUUGUAUUAGAGCCAAGAAGGUUUGAGAGUGAUGAUAGUGAUGUGUUUGAAGAAAUUGGUGUGAGAGCUUGUUAUAGGACCCGCGAAGUUGUGCAGUCUUUGUGGAAAGAAAUGGCACAUAGAACGAAAGAUUACAUUGCUAAUCCGAAACCGAAUGGGUAUAGGAGUUUACAUAUGGCUGUUGAUGUGAGUGAAGAAGGUAGGAGUAGACCUAUUAUGGAGAUUCAGAUUAGAACUUCUGAUAUGGAUGUUUUUGCUGCUGGUGGAACAGCUUCACAUUCCUUGUAUAAGGCUGGUCUCACUGACCCAGAAGAGGCAAAGCGGCUCAAGGCCAUAAUGGUGGCUGCGGCUGAACUAGCAGCAUUGCGUCUUAAGGGUCUUCCAUCUACAAAUCAUAAAGGUAUUGAAAACGACCAACAAAAUAGGGUGUUUCGCCUUCUGGACAAGAAUGGAGAUGGCAGGAUCAGCAUUGAGGAACUUAUGGAAGUUAUGGAAGAGCUUGGUGCUCCUGGGGAUGAUGCCCGGGAGAUGAUGAAGCUCCUUGAUUCCAAUAGUGAUGGAUCUUUGAGCUCUGAUGAAUUUGACUUGUUUCAGCAACAGGUUGAAUUUAUGCGUAAUUUGGAAGACAGAGAUGGUCAGUACAAGCUGAUGCUGAAUGAGAAGCUUCAAACGUCGGUAAACAGCAGCAGCGACGCCAUUCAGGAAUGUAAUGGAAGCUAGCCAAAAUUGGGCAUGUAAAAAGCAAUGUGAGCAAUUAUUAUGAUGAGAAAUCAGAUUCUUGCAUAUGCACCAUAAUGUAGAUUACUUCAAUACACUAGUUAUCAGCAAUUUCAGCUUAUAUAUACAUCAAAUUUCAAACAAUUGAGCAUUCUCUACUUCUGUUUCGACGAUUUUUGUUGUUGAUACAGAGAGUGGCCCUGUCGAAGGAGAGACAACGAAGUAGCGGAUAGGGACUACGUUGUUUUGAUCGAAUUCCCAUCCAAUUUCGGUUCUAUCUGUUUGGUUAAUUUCCAGUCAAGGAAGAUGAAGAGUGUCUUCCUCCAUGUGUAACAUAUUUAUAGCCAAUGAGUUAUUUCCAUAUUCUUACUACAUAUUCUUGGUAUGUAUUUUAUGUAUAUAUAUAAUAUAGUACAUGUUUCACUUUGUUCAACUUGAUUAUUGAAUAGUGAGAGUUUGGUGAUUUCAGUUAAUAAAAA
Messenger RNA from Cannabis sativa, 2381 nucleotides. Its product is annotated as probable GTP diphosphokinase CRSH, chloroplastic. Gene Ontology annotation, biological process: guanosine tetraphosphate metabolic process. The coding region runs from base 142 to 1905 and encodes 587 amino acids. Lineage: Eukaryota; Viridiplantae; Streptophyta; Magnoliopsida; Rosales; Cannabaceae. The transcript has 5 exons. Gene Ontology annotation, molecular function: calcium ion binding. The record is from RefSeq and is a predicted model, not a curated record.